AUGGUCAGGCCACGGAUCUCCAGCUCACACACAGCACCGUCAUGCCUCAGCGUCAAGGCCCUGCCCAUCAAGUUCACAAAGGGACUGAAGAAGGAAGAGGCCAAGGAAGGGGCAACAGUUACACUGCGCUGUGAGCUGAGCAAGGAGGCCCCUGUGGAGUGGAGGAAGGGGCCCAAGACCCUCCAGUCUGGGGACAGAGUCAACCUGAGGCAGGAAGGAGUUGUAUGUGAGCUGGAGAUCCGUGGCCUGACCGUGGCAGAUGCUGGGGAGUACUCGUGCAUGUGUGGGCAGGAGAGAACCAUGGCCAUGCUGACCAUCAUGGCCCUGCCUGCCAAGUUCACAAAGGGCCUGAAGAAGGAAGAGGCCACAGAAGGGGCCACAGUCACGCUACACUGUGAGCUGAGCAAGGAGGCCCCUGUGGAGUGGAGGAAGGGGCCAGAGGUCCUGAAAUCUGGGGACAGAGUGAGCCUGAGGAAGGAUGGAGUUGUGUGUGAGCUGGAGAUCCGUGGCCUGACCAUGGCAGAUGCUGGGGAGUACUCGUGCGUGUGUGGGCAGGAGAGAACCUCAGCCACACUCAACAUCAAGGCCCUGCCUGCUCGGUUCACGGAAGAUCUGAAGACCAAGGAGGCCACAGAAGGGGCCACAGCCACACUGCACUGUAAGCUGAGCAAGGAGGCCCCCGUGGAGUGGAGGAAGGGGCCGGAGACCCUCAGAGCUGGGGGCAGAGUGAGCCUGAGGCAGGACGGGGCCAUGUGUGAGCUGGAGAUCCGUGGACUGACCAUGGCGGAUGCUGGGGAGUACUCGUGCGUGUGUGGGCAGGAGAGAACCUCAGCCACGCUCACCGUCAAGGCCCUGCCUGCCAAGUUCAUAAAGGACCUGAGGAAGGAAGAGGCCACAGAAGGGGCCACAGUGAUGCUGUGUUGUGAGCUGAGCAAGGAAGCCCCCGUGGAGUGGAAGAAGGGGCCUGAGACCCUCAAAUCUGAAGACAGAGUGAGCAUGAGGCAGGACGGGGUCCUCUGUGAACUGCAGAUCUGUGGCCUGACCAUGGCAGAUGCUGGGGAGUACUCGUGCGUGUGUGGGCAGGAGAGAACCUCGGCCACGCUCACCAUCAAGGCCCUGCCCAUCAAGUUCACAAAGGGACUGAAGAAGGAAGAGGCCAAGGAAGGAGCAACAAUCAUGCUGCGCUGUGAGCUAAGCAAGGAGGCCCCCGUGGAGUGGAGGAAGGGGCCAGAGAUCCUCCAAUCUAGGGACAGAGUCAACAUGAGGCAGGACGGAGUCGUAUGUGAGCUGGAGAUCCAUGGCGUGACUGUGGCAGAUGCUGGGGAAUAUUCGUGCAUGUGUGGGCAGGAGAGAACCACGGCCAUGCUGACCGUCAGGGCCCUACCUGUCAAGUUCAUAAAGGGACUGAAGAAGGAAGAGGCCAAAGAAGGGGCAAUGGUCAUGCUACACUGUGAGCUGAGCAAGGAGGCCCCUGUUGAGUGGAGGAAGGGGCCAGAGAUCCUCAAAUCUGGGGACAGAGUCAACAUGAGGCAGGACAGAGUCGUAUGUGAGCUGGAGAUCCAUGCCCUGACCAUGGCGGAUGCUGGGGAAUAUUCAUGCAUCUGUGGGCAGGAGAGAACUUCAGCCAUGCUGACCAUCAUGGCCCUGCCUGCCAAGUUCACAAAGGACCUGAAGAAGGAAGAGGCCAAGGAAGGGGCAACGGUCAUGCUACACUCCCUGCCCAUCAAGUUCACAAAGGGCCUGAAGAAGGAAGAGGCCAAGGAAGGGGCAACAGUUACACUGCGCUGUGAGCUGAGCAAGGAGGCCCCUGUGGAGUGGAGGAAGGGGACAGAGAUCCUCAGACCUGGGGACAGAGUCAACAUGAGGCAGGACGGGGCCAUGUGUGAGCUGGAGAUCCGUGACCUGACCAUGGCAGACGCUGGGGAGUACUCGUGCGUGUGUGGGCAGGAGAGAACCUCAGCCACGCUCAACGUCAAGGCCCUACCUGCCAAGUUCAUAAAGGGCCUGAUGAAGGAAGAGGCCACAGAAGGAGCCAGAGCUGUACUGUGCUGUGAGCUGAACAAGGAGGCCCCCGUGGAGUGGAUGAAGGGGCCCAAGACCCUCAAAUCUGAGGACAGACUGACGCUGAGGCAUGAUGGUGCUGUGUGUGAGCUGGAGAUCCGUGGCCUGACCAUGGCAGAUGCUGGGGAGUACUCGUGCGUGUGUGGGCAGGAGAGAACCUUGGGCACACUCAUCGUCAAGGCCCUGCCUGCUGAGUUCAUAGGCAGAAUGAGAAGCAAGGAAGCCACAGAAGGGGCCACGGCCACCCUGUACUGUGAGCUGAACAAGGAGGCCCCUGUGGAGUGGAAAAAGGGGCUUGAGACCCUCAGAGCUGGGGACAGAGUGAGCCUGAAGCAGGACGGGGCCGUGUGUGAGCUGGAGAUCCGUGACCUGACCAUGGCAGAUGCUGGGGAGUACUCGUGCGUGUGUGGGCAGGAGAGAACCUCGGCCACGCUCACCGUCAAGGCCCUGCCUGCCAAGUUCACAAAGGACCUGAGGAAGGAAGAGGCCACAGAAGGAACCACAGCUACACUGUGCUGUGAGCUGAGCAAGGAGGCCCCCGUGGAGUGGAGGAAGGGGCCCAAGACCCUCAAAUCUGAGGACAGAGUGACCCUGAGGCAGGACGGGGCCAUGUGUGAGCUGGAGAUCCGUGGCCUGACCAUGGCGGAUGCUGGGGAGUACUCGUGCGUGUGUGGGCAGGAGAGAACCUCGGCCACGCUCACCGUCAAGGGU
This is a messenger RNA of Vicugna pacos (alpaca), 2772 nucleotides long. The record is from RefSeq and is a predicted model, not a curated record. NCBI's taxonomy places the organism in Eukaryota, Metazoa, Chordata, Mammalia, Artiodactyla, Camelidae.